Messenger RNA from Hibiscus syriacus, 735 nucleotides. RefSeq names its product phospholipase A1-II 6-like. Gene Ontology annotation, biological process: lipid metabolic process. The transcript is spliced from 3 exons. NCBI's taxonomy places the organism in Eukaryota, Viridiplantae, Streptophyta, Magnoliopsida, Malvales, Malvaceae. Gene Ontology annotation, molecular function: glycerophospholipid phospholipase A1 activity. The coding region runs from base 1 to 735 and encodes 244 amino acids. The record is from RefSeq and is a predicted model, not a curated record.
AUGGCUAACUCCGGCAUAGCAUCUCGAUGGAGAAAACUGAGCGGCGAGGACAGCUGGGAUGGUCUACUCCAUCCCCUAGAUCUCGAUCUCCGUCGCUACAUCAUUCACUACGGCCAAAGGACCGGCUCCGUCGGAGACCUUUUUAAUUACAACAAACACGGUCAACUUCCCAAAGAGAGGUUUUUCCAAGAGGCCGGCCUUGUAAAAGGAAAUGAGUUCAAGUACUACGUGUCUCAUUACAUUUAUGCAGUGACCACGGACGAUGGGAAGCGUGUUCUUGGAAGGAGAGACAUUUUAAUUGCUCGGAGAGGAACCGUAACUUUCUCCGAGUGGCUUAAUAAUCUCAACUCCACUCAACAAUCUGCUGAACAACUGUUCGGGACUGAAUCUGAGGCAAUGGUGCACUCCGGCUUCCUUUCUCUCUAUACAGAAACAAGGUCGGAUUCUAUUGAUGUGAAGACGAGUGCCAUACGCCAGGUACGUGAAGCCUUGAAAGAACUGCUGACUAAAUACAAAGACGAAGAAGCAAGCACCACCGUCACAAGGUUUAGCUUGGGUGGAGUCCUGGCCACGCUCAACGCAAUGGACAGUUGCAAAUGGAUCCAACAGGGCCAGUUCAUAUCAUUUGCCGCCGUGCAUGGUGACAGCCUUCACAUACGGCGCUCCUCGCGUCGGAGGCUGUGGUCUGGAGAAAUUAUCCAGCAAACUGGAUCAUCUUCAUAUUCUACGCAUUAA